AUGACUUACACGGCCUUGAUGAGAAUGAGGCAAGGGAGAGAGGAGUCGCUCAAAGGAUUCAUGGAAAGGUUUAAUCGAACGGCUCGACAAGUGCGAAACGUUGAUCAGAGGUUGAUAGUCAGUGCCUUAACUUCUGCUUUAAGGCCCGGACCAUUUGUGGAUUACCUAUACACUGAAGAGCUACAAACUAUGGCUGAAUUACAACAUAAGCUGACAAGUUUUAUUCGAAUAGAAGAAGGAAGAGCUUAUCACAAAGCGCAAGAAAGUGAACCGAGAGGUCAGGUACAGAGGGAGAACAUAAAUCGGAGGGUGCAUAGAAUGGAAGAGGGACCGAAUGGGCAGAGAAGAAUGGACCAAUCCCGGAUCCUGCAGCAUACUCACCACACACCACUUAACGCUCCCCGAGUUAGAGUGAUGGAAGAAGCAUUGAGACUUGAUUUGUUAAAGGUGGUUCGGGCUCCUACACCUUUGGGAGCUGAUGAGAAUAAAUAUUGUAGAUACCAUCAAAAUAGAGGACAUACCACUGAAGAUUGCAACACUUUGAAAGAUAAAUUGGAAAGUCUGGUUCAAGCUGGACAUUUGCAGAAAUUUGUACGGCGACAUCAAACGCGAGCGCCGAACGUGAACACCAACAAAAAAGAUAGAAGAAGUAGACAUGAUCGGAGUAGAAGUAGGAGUCGAAGCAGAGAAAGAGUGGUCAGGGGGGUUAUAAAUACCAUUUCUGGUGGAUUCGCAGGAGGAGGUCCAUCGGUAUCUGCUCGUAAAAGACAUUUAAGAAGUUUGCAUCAUGUGAAUCAAGUAGGGGUAGACCGGAAAUCAAUGCAUGUGAUUUCCUUCUCAGAUGAAGAUUUUCAUGCUCCAGAUCCUGAUCAAGAUGAUCCAAUGGUGAUAGUAGCUAUGAUUGCCCGAUAUCAGGUGGGAAAGGUCUUAAUUGACCAAGGAAGCUCGGCCAACAUUUUAUAUUGGAAGACCUUCCAACAGAUGGAUAUACCGGAGGGAGCUAUUCGACCCUUUCAUGAACAGAUUGUAGGCUUCGUGGGAGAGCGGGUAGAUACCAGAGGUUACGUUGAACUCAAAGUAAGCUUGGGACUAGAGAAAGAUGCUAAAGAACUUCAAGUUCGUUUUCUAUUGGUGGAGGCAGACACCUCAUAUAAUGCGCUUUUGGGUCGACCUUGUUUGAACGCCUUUGGAGCAAUUAUCUCAACUCCACAUUUAGUCUUGAAAUACCCUGCCGAUAGGGGAAGGGUAUGCACUGUUCGCGCUAAUUAG
Vigna radiata var. radiata (mung bean) is the source of this 1269-nucleotide messenger RNA. RefSeq lists its product as uncharacterized. The record is from RefSeq and is a predicted model, not a curated record. The transcript has a single exon. Lineage: Eukaryota; Viridiplantae; Streptophyta; Magnoliopsida; Fabales; Fabaceae. Bases 1 to 1269 code for a protein of 422 amino acids.